AAUGAAUCGUUUUUCUUAAUGUUUUUUAAACAGACACGAUGCAGUAGUACAUUUCUUUUCAUUUUAAAGCGUUUUGGUUGACUGUGUUUGUUUGGAUAGGAGUGUGAAGUCUGUCUCUGUUCCCAGGUUAGUCUGUCUCUGUUCCCAGGUUAGUCUGUUUCUGUUCCCAGGUUAGUCUGUCUCUGUUCCCAGGUUAGUCUGUCUCUGUUCCCAGGUUAGUCUGUCUCUGUUCCCAGGUUAGUCUGUCUCUGUUCCCAGGUUAGUCUGUCUCUGUUCCCAGGUUAGUCUGUCUCUGUUCCCAGGUUAGUCUGUCUCUGUUCCCAGGUUAGUCUGUCUCUGUUCCCAGGUUAGUCUGUCUCUGUUCCCAGGUUAGUCUGUCUCUGUUCCCAGGUUAGUCUGUCUCUGUUCCCAGGUUAGUCUGUCUCUGUUCCCAGGUUAGUCUGUCUCUGUUCCCAGGUUAGUCUGUCUCUGUUCCCAGGUUAGUCUGUCUCUGUUCCCAGGUUAGUCUGUCUCUGUUCCCUCUGUCUCUGUUCCCAGGUUAGUCUGUCUCUGUUCCCAGGUUAGUCUGUCUCUGUUCCCAGGUUAGUCUGUCUCUGUUCCCUCUGUCUCUGUUCCCAGGUUAGUCUGUCUCUGUUCCCAGGUUAGUCUGUCUCUGUUCCCAGGUUAGUCUGUCUCUGUUCCCAGGUUAGUCUGUCUCUGUUCCCAGGUUAGUCUGUCUCUGUUCCCAGGUUAGUCUGUCUCUGUUCCCAGGUUAGUCUGUCUCUGUUCCCAGGUUAGUCUGUCUCUGUUCCCAGGUUAGUCUGUCUCUGUUCCCAGGUUAGUCUGUCUCUGUUCCCAGGUUAGUCUGUCUCUGUUCCCAGGUUAGUCUGUCUCUGUUCCCAGGUUAGUCUGUCUCUGUUCCCAGGUUAGUCUGUCUCUGUUCCCAGGUUAGUCUGUCUCUGUUCCCAGGUUAGUCUGUCUCUGUUCCCAGGUUAGUCUGUCUCUGUUCCCAGGUUAGUCUGUCUCUGUUCCCAGGUUAGUCUGUCUCUGUUCCCAGGUUAGUCUGUCUCUGUUCCCAGGUUAGUCUGUCUCUGUUCCCAGGUUAGUCUGUCUCUGUUCCCAGGUUAGUCUGUCUCUGUUCCCUCAUUCUCUGUUCCCUCUGUCUCUGUCACCAACCCUGUUCCUGGACCCUACACACCAGGGGUAGACAACCCUGUUCCUGGACCCUAUACACCAGGGGUAGACAACCCUGUUCCUGGAUCCUAUACACCAGGGGUAGACAACCCUGUUCAUGGACCCUACACACCAGGGGUAGACAACCCUGUUCCUGGACCCUACACACCAGGGGUAGACAACCCUGUUUCUGGACCCUACACACCAGGGGUAGACAACCCUGUUCCUGGACCCUAUACACCAGGGGUAGACAACCCUGUUCCUGGACCCUACACACCAGGGGUAGACAACCCUGUUCCUGGACCCUACACACCAGGGGUAGACAACCCUGUUCCUGGACCCUACACACCAGGGGUAGACAACCCUGUUGCUGGAGUGCUGCAGGUACUGCAGGAUUUUAUUCCAACUAGACGCCACACUAAGCUAAUGAUCUAAUUGAUCAGUGAUCAGUCCUUAUCAAAAGAAGUGCAUUAUAUAGGGAAUAGGGCAUAGUAGUGUAGUUCUAGUUCUGUGAAAAAGGGUGCGAUUUAGGAUUGUAACUCUUUCCCUGUUACAUUUCACAUGGUUGUUACUGUCGUUUUGUUCACAUGGUUGUUACUGUCGUUUUGUUCACAUGGUUGUUACUGUCGUUUUGUUCAUAUGGUUGUUACUGUCGUUUUGUUCACAUGGUUGUUACUGUCAUCUUGUUCACAUGGUUGUUACUGUCGUCUUGUUCACAUGGUUGUCACUGUUGUCUUGUUCACAUGGUUGUUACUGUUGUCUUGUUCACAUGGUUGUCACUGUUGUCUUGUUCACAUGGUUGUUACUGUUGUCUUGUUCACAUGGUUGUCACUGUUGUCUUGUUCACAUGGUUGUUACUGUCGUUUUGUUCACAUGGUUGUUACUGUUGUCUUGUUCACAUGGUUGUCACUGUUGUCUUGUUCACAUGGUUGUUACUGUCGUUUUGUUCACAUGGUUGUUACUGUCGUCUUGUUCACAUGGUUGUUACUGUCGUCUUGUUCACAUGGUUGUUACUGUCGUCUUGUUCACAUGGUUGUUACUGUCGUCUUGUUCACAUGGUUGUUACUGUCGUCUUGUUCACAUGGUUGUUACUGUCGUCUUGUUCAUAUGGUUGUUACUGUCGUCUUGUUCAUAUGGUUGUUACUGUUGUCUUGUUCACAUGGUUGUCUUGUUCACAUGGUUGUUACUGUCGUCUUGUUCAUAUGGUUGUUACUGUCGUCUUGUUCAUAUGGUUGUUACUGUUGUCUUGUUCACAUGGUUGUUACUGUCGUCAUGUUCACAUGGUUGUUACUGUCGUUGUUACUGUCGUCUUGUUCACAUGGUUGUUACUGUCGUCUUGUUCACAUGGUUGUUACUGUCGUCUUGUUCACAUGGUUGUUACUGUCGUUUUGUUCACAUGGUUGUUACUGUCGUCUUGUUCAUAUGGUUGUUACUGUUGUCUUGUUCACAUGGUUGUUACUGUCGUCUUGUUCACAUGGUUGUUACUGUCAUCUUGUUCAUAUGGUUGUUACUGUCGUUUUGUUCACAUGGUUGUUACUGUCAUCUUGUUCAUAUGGUUGUUACUGUCGUCUUGUUCACAUGGUUGUUACUGUCGUUUUGUUCACAUGGUUGUUACUGUUCUGUUCUUCUGGUCUUGUUUUAAAGGCAUCAUUCUGUGUUGUCUCUUACCUUCACGUGGGGGAUGUUUUUCAUGCUGUAUGUGCAGCAGUUAUUGUUUCGUUGUCCGUCUGUCUGAUCUUCUGGUGAUAAUUUUUUAAUACCUUGUUUGUUUUAAGAACAAUUGUUACAAUAUAAUUCAAAAUAAAUGUUUAAAACUGAUAGAAAAUAUGUGUAAGAUGUGUAUGCAGAUUGUCAUAUUGUUUAUUUAUAUUUUGAUUCAGGGGUGGGAUUGUAGCAUAUGUUCUCCCAGAUUCAUACCACUUCACACAUCCCAUGAAGAACCAGGAACGAGGCAUAAUUUGGCUCAAACUUUUUAUUUAUUUUAACCUUAAUUUUAUAACUAGGCAAGUCAGUUAAGAACAAAUUCUUAUUUACAAUGAUGGCCUACCAAAAGGCAAAAGGCCUCCUGUGGGGACGGGGGCCUGGGAUUCAAAAUAAAUGAUAAUAUAGGACAGAACACACAUCAUGACAAGAGACAACACUACAUAAAGAGAGACUUAAGACAACAACAUAGCAUGUCAGCAACACAUGACAUGCCGAUGAUGCGUUUGAAGUCUGAGCAGAGCAGCUACAGUUGACUGAAAUCGGUUUGAAAGUCGAGGAGAAUUUUGAAAAGAAUAAUGGGCAAAUAUUGAACUAUACAGAUGUGCAAAGCUCUUCGAGACUUACCCAAAAAUACUCACAGCUGUAAUCACUGCCAAAGAUGAUUGUAACAUGUAUUGACUCAGGGGUGUGAAUAUGUAUGUGAAUUAGAUAUUCUUUUAAUUCAUUUUCAAUAAAUGUGUAAACAUUUCUAAAAACUUGUUUACACUUAGUCAU
Oncorhynchus keta (chum salmon) is the source of this 3630-nucleotide messenger RNA. RefSeq lists its product as uncharacterized. The record is from RefSeq and is a predicted model, not a curated record. Bases 1714 to 2898 code for a protein of 394 amino acids. NCBI's taxonomy places the organism in Eukaryota, Metazoa, Chordata, Actinopteri, Salmoniformes, Salmonidae. The transcript is spliced from 7 exons.